Messenger RNA from Diversispora eburnea, 1308 nucleotides. Lineage: Eukaryota; Fungi; Glomeromycota; Glomeromycetes; Diversisporales; Diversisporaceae. The record is from the annotation of a GenBank genome assembly.
AUGUGUGAUUCAUAUUUCUCCGAAGCGGAAGCUGAAGAAUGGUCUUUUCUAGACUUUUAUAAACACCGUAGCUGUCAAAUAGAUUUUACUAAGUCCAUUAAAAGAGAAGCUCUUAUUCUAAAGUCUCUAGAAUAUCUGUUUAAAACGGGUUCGGAAAAGGCCAAAAGUCUUCUAGAUGUAUUUAAGAAUCAUCGUGGUAACUGUGCGGAUGUUGAUGCUUUCUGGAAUGUGAUUGAAGCCAUCCUAGCCGAACAAGCACUGGAAAUGACAAAGGCAAAUUUCCACGAAAUACUUCAUGGCACAUUGGACCCAUUUUUGACAAUCCAAAGUAUUUUCAUGGGAGCCACCACAUACACUGAUGAACUGUUUAAGACUGCCGUGGAAAAUUUGGUGAGAAUAUUAUGCGUGUUGUUGUUUUGUUUCUCGCAAUUACAUACCACCAUUAAUGAGGCCACUAUUACUACGCAUAUAAAUUCAAAAGCCCACAAAGAUUCCCGCCGUUCAUAUGUUGCUGCCAAUCGUAAUGACCGUCAACAGUCUCUUCAUGCCACAAUGGUGGUCGCAGAUGGGAAAAAACAAAUAAUUAAAAGCCUGGCUGAUAGUAUUCGAAAACAUCAUUUAAGUGGUAUAUUUGAGCAACAUUAUGAGCAACUUCGCGAAAUAUUUUGUGGUAAACCAGUUUCUAUUAUAAUCGACAAAACUACAGACAAAAAAGCCCGUAGUGUAAUUAAUACACUUUUUAGUUAUCGAGGUCAAACAAAAUUAAUUUUAUAUCCCAACUUAUAUGAAAAAUCUGUUAGAGAAAUUUUACAACCCGUAAUGUCACAAAUUCGACAUAAUACAUGUUGUGCACAUAUUAUUCAAUUGAUAAGAUAUAUGGAUUAUCUUCAGCGACAUGGAAUUAAAGAUAUUGCAACUAAAUCUGAUAAUAGAUUUUAUUCUGAAGAGCAUGAACUGGAAUCUAAUGAAACCAUUGAAAAUAUCAUGUCAAUUUUUAAUGAUAGAAAUGCAAAUGGGUUAACGGAAAUAUAUUUAGCUUUUAUUCAUUAUCAUUCACGUCAAUUUAUAUUGGAUACUGAUUUUUUUCAAAAGGAAACAGAACCUAUUUUUCCUUUAAUUGAAGCACGAAUUCAGCAACUUGAAAUUUAUCUCACUUAUGGAACAACUGCAACGGAUUUUGGUAAUGAAAUUAAUAAUGUUCUUUCUAAAUAUAAUACUGAAUUAUCCACUUUCAUUCCAAUUUUUCAAUCCGCAUUUAAUGCAGCCUAUAAUAAAUUUUCUAUUCAUUUUUCUAAUCAUCCUUCCUGA